Messenger RNA from Manis pentadactyla (Chinese pangolin), 6674 nucleotides. RefSeq names its product gamma-secretase activating protein (gene GSAP). The record is from RefSeq and is a predicted model, not a curated record. The coding region runs from base 1663 to 4227 and encodes 854 amino acids. Gene Ontology annotation, biological process: positive regulation of amyloid-beta formation. Lineage: Eukaryota; Metazoa; Chordata; Mammalia; Pholidota; Manidae. The transcript has 31 exons. Gene Ontology annotation, cellular component: trans-Golgi network.
UCAAUAGUAACAGCCUCAUUAAGCGUUUCUGUUAAAUCUUCAUGCACUUUACACUCGGGAGCAGUGUAUGUGGUGGUGAGCAGGGAAGUCCUACCUGAAAUCAUCCACUGUCUCAACUGGAGAAAUGUCUCCAGGGAAAAAUCAUAAGUUUCCUUUACCUUAACUUAGAGUAGUUUUCAGCCUUUAGCAAGCCUAAGAAUCACUGUGGCUCUUGCUAAAAUGUACAUUUCUGGGCCUUGCCCAGGUCGAGACUACAGCCCUGGAGUCUGCAUUGUAAAGCAGCUUCCCAGGUGACUGUAAUGCGUGUGGGUGGUUUUCAGAUCCUAACUUUGGAAAACAUGACAAAGAGUUCUUUAGUAUGUGACUGUAUUUACUCAUUCUUUAGAAACUGUUGGGCACCUUCCAGGUGCUCUGUUCAUCUCUGGUAGGAGGCAAAGGGGCAAAGUGGUUUGCCAAGACUCAAGAUUCAAUACUCACAUCUCAAGGUAGUGUAUGAUUGUCAAAUGAGGCUCCCUAGCAAUAUCUCUCUAGGAGCACAGGGCUGGGGAAAGUCGCUGUAGGCUGAAGCUGUGGAGAGGCUUUGUGGAUACAGACUGGAAGGACCUUGUGGUUUUUUUGGAGGAAGGACAUGGAAUCACAAGAAGUCUGGACAUCAGGUCAGCCUGGAGCUGAAGUUCUAGAGCAAAGUCUGUAAGGGUCAAGUAAAGCAGAGGUGAUUAGCUGUACCUCAAGGUCUUCUGCGUGUGGGCAGGAGGAAGGCUUUGUUUUAGGGAGACUAAUUACUUGGCGUUGAUGUUCAGGAUGGGUUGGAUCUGGCAGAGUAACCAAUAAGCUUACUGAUGAUGCCUGCGCGGUAAUGAAAAGCAAACUGAGUGGGAAGAUUAAGAAAACACUGGAUUUACUGCUAGAGAUAGGGAUAAGGCACCCAACAAGACGGUGACCCUGGAAGAAUGAGAGCACGCUUUAAAGAUUCAUCACAUAGGGAAUACUCCACAAUUCAGCUUUGGAAGCCAGUGUAGGGAGCCCAGUCAACAGCCAGUGAGGACUGUUUUGUUAAGCCGAUUACCCCGUUAUAUUGUCUCCAGUGUCUCUUUUAAAAUGGAAUCAUCUUCACAUGCUCCCCGCUGCUACCUAACUACUAAUAAAACACCAUCACCCUGAAGCUGGAUGAAAAAGGCUCAAGUCGCUGCCUGUUUCUGCCCCUGAAUGAACUUGAAUCUUCCCAGGUGACCCAGCAAACCAAGUGGUUCCAAAUUUUGCUGCACAGUAGAUUCAACCAAGGGAUUAAAAAAAAAAAAAGAAAGAAAAAGCACAGCGCCACACCUAAUGUGCCUCGUAGUUUGGAAGCCGUUGCUCUAGCCACAUCCCCAUGGCCCUAAGACCCCAAUCCUCCAACCCCUGUGUCCUACGCCCGAAGGGUGCGCGUAGAGGGGCCGGGCUGGGGUGGCCUGUCUCCGCGCCUGCGUCCCCUUCCCCCAGCCCGGCGGGUCCGGCUUGCCGCUCCGGGGCCGGGAGGGGGCGGUGCGCGGCCCGGGAGGCGGCAGAACCGAAAGCGGCCACCGCGGGAGGCGGGGGAGGAAGGGCAGCGGGCGCGGGGGGAGGCGAGGUGGCGCGGAGGGCCGGGAAUGCCUGCGGCACGGGGCGCAGAGCCGCCCGGUGGCCAUGGCUCUCCGUCUGGUGGCCGAGUUCGAUCUCCGCAAGGACGUGCUGGCGUGGCUGCGGGCGCAGCGGGCGGAGGCGGCGGGCGCAGGGGCGCGAGGCGGCGGCCCAGGUGUUUUAGAAAAUAAUUAUGAAAGCUUACGUGUACUAAAUGUUGAAAGAAAUGGAAAUAUUAUUUAUACCUAUAAGGAUGAUAAGGGAAAUGUCUUCUUUGGAUUAUAUGAUUGCCAAACCAGACAAAAUGAGCAUCUCUAUACAUUUGAGAAAGACUUGAAAGUUGUCAGUUGCUCUGUCAACAGCGAGAGAACUUUGCUUGCUGCAAGUUUAGUUCAAUCUACUAAAGAAGGAAGAAAGAAUGAGUUUGAACCAGGAUCAAAGUGCUUAACUUUGCUGGUCGAAAUCCACCCCAUUAACAAUGUGAAAGUUCUAAAAGCAGUGGAUGGCUAUAUUUGGGUACAGUUCACCUAUCCUCAUGUUAAAAGCCACCCUCUUCCAGAGAACCAUCUGUUACUGAUUUCAGAAGAGAAAUAUAUUGAACAAUUUCGUAUACAACUCAUCCAAGAGGAGGGAAAUAGAGUGGUGAUUAAACAUUCUGGGCAUCUCCCAAGAGAGAGAAUAGCUGAGGAUUUUGUUUGGGCUCAGUGGGAUAUGUCAGAGCAGAGGUUAUACUACGUUGACCUGAAGAAAUCAAUGAGCAUCUUAAAAUGUAUCCAGUUUUAUGCUGAUGGGAAGUUUAACUUAAUGUUUGAAGCACCCUUGGAUAUAUCAGUAAGCGACUCAGAAUUUAAUCUUGUCAACUUCGGAUGUGAUGAUCUUCAAGACCAAGAGAAAUUAUCCGAACACCUGAAACUGCAUGUUUUUACUAAUCAUACAGGGAGUUUGUGUUUAUGUUACAGUCCGAAGUUUGACUCUUGGGAAGAAAUCACAUAUUCAGUGUUUUACUUUCAUAAAGGGCAGAGCAAGACCUUCACUGUGGCUCUUGAGCAUGUUGGCUCACAUGUGAGAAAGGGCAUUACUUUUCUCAACUUUGAUUAUUAUGUGGCUGUUUACCUACCUGGUCAUUUCUUUCAUCUACUUAACAUUCAACAUCCAGACCUGAUCUGCCACAGUCUGUUUCUGACAGGAAAUAAUGAAGUGAUUGAUAUGCUACCUCAUAGUCCUUUACAAUCAUUGUCAGGGUCCCUGGUACUGGAUCAGUGUUCUGGAAGGCUCCAUAGGGCACUCCUGAACCAGUCGUAUUUAUUACAGUCCUUAUGGAACACACAGCUAGACUGUGAGAAGAUGGCUGUGCUGCACUGCCUGCUCUCCUGUGGCCGGGACCCCCGGUUCCAGGAAGCCAAGAUUAUCCAGUGGAUUUCUGAGAACAUCUCUGCCUGCCAUUCAUUUGACCUCAUUCAGGAAUUUCUAAUUGCUGCUUCAUAUUGGAGCAUAUAUCCAGAGACAAGUAACAUGGACAAACUUUUGCCAUAUUCCUCAGUGCUCUCCUGGGAGACAGAAAUUCCUGGAAUAAGCCUUGUGACAGAAGAGAUUGCGUUGCCUCUUAUGAAGGUGCAUAGCUUUAAGGGCUAUUGGGAAAAACUGUAUGCCAACCUGGAAUAUGCUAAGUACUCCAAGCCACACUUAUGCUAUCACAACAGCAUGGUCAGGAGGGAGUGGCACAGCCUGAUCUCUGAAGAGAAAACAGGAAAAAGAAGGUCCAUGGUGUUUGUGAGGAAUAUUCUUGAUAAUGCUAUAAAGGUGAUUUCUAACCUAGAAGCAAGGAAUUUGGAGCCCAGAUUGAUACCCCUCCUCCAGGAGGACGACAAGCACCAGAGGCUGCUUAUGGGGCUGAUGGUGUCUGAGCUAAAAGACCAUCUUUUGAGACAUCUACUGGGUGUGGAAAAGAAGAAAAUUGAACAGAUGGUUCUGGACUACAUUUCAAAACUGCUGGACCUCACUUGCCAAAUAUUGGAAGCCAAUUGGAGGAAACAUGAUCUUCAUCCCUGGGUUCUCCACUUCAACAGGCGGCCUAGUGCUGCUGAAUUGGCAGUCUUUCACAUCAUGACAAGGAUUUUGGAAGCUACUAGCAGUUUGUUUUUACCUCUGCCUCCUGGUUUUCACACAUUGCACAUGAUUCUUGGUGUCCACUGUCUCCCGUUGCACAACUUGCUGCAUUAUAUUGAUAAUGGAGUGUUGCUUCUCACAGAAACAGCCGUCACAAAGCUCAUGAAAGAUUUGGACAACACAGAGAAAAAUGAAAAACUAAAAUUCAGUAUCAUUGUGCGGCUUCCUCCGCUUUUUGGUCAGAAGAUCUGUCGCCUUUGGGACCAUCCUAUGAGUUCUAACAUUAUAUCUCGGAACCACGUGAAGCUCCUGCUGCAGAACUAUAAGAGACAGCCUCAGAGUUCUAUGAUCAACAAGUCGGCAUCCAGUGUAGAAUUUCUGCCUCUGAACUACUUCAUUGAAAUACUGACAGAUAUAGAAUCCUCCAAUCAAGCUCUGUAUGCUUUUGAAGGACAGGACAAUGUGGAUGCAAAAUUUGUAGAGGAAGCAGCUCUGAAACAUACCACAAUGCUUCUAGGGUUAUAAAAGAGAAAAUGCAACUAUAUCAGCUCCCAAUAAUUUAAUAUUGUUCAUUGGCUCUACUUCUGCUGAGAAUUCUUUAGCAAUAUUUAAAAUUGGUAAUAACCAAAAUCAGAAUGCUUGUUGAGCCCUCUGAAUUCCAGUUUGUUACUUGCUCAGAGAGAACUAAACUGCUGUACCUCAUCCCAGUUUUGAACAGCAGAUGAACAGCCAAGUGUAGAGAAAUGACAACCAGUCCAAGUAGGCAGGCAAUGGCAUAAGUGAUGUUCUUCCUAGUGGCUUAUCUUCCCAGUGGCUUCACAGGCCAAAAGCAAGUCUCUCCUGCACUCUGAAGUAAAAUAUGUGCUUAAGAAUAUAGGGGAUGGUGCUUAGAAAAACAAAAACUAGAUGUGUCAUUGAAAAUAAUAAAUGACAAGUGGAAAUAUUAAGUUGUUUCAUACAAACCGUAUUUGGAAAGGGCUAUUUUUUUAAAAAACUGAAUUUGGACAAGGUCAAAUCUGCUCAUUUCCAUAAUAGAAUAAUUUGUAAUAAAUAGCAAUUUGUACAUACAUAUUUAAAAGUAGGAUUUGUCUUUGUGAUGGUUCAGAUGGGACUGUAUUAUAUUAAUAUUUUAAAGAUUAUUUUAUAUUUAUAAAAGUUUGAUUUAGUAAUUCCUUGUCAUUUAAAAAAACUGAAAGUUUUGGCCUGGCUUUUUUGUGCUUUGGACACAGCCGUUUCCUUUCAAGCAGGAACCAGGAGUCCACGAACAUGUUCCCUUAAAGGCCCCCAUGAUGCCUAACUAGUUCUCCUACUUUUUUUUUCUUUCUUCUAUAGCAACUUCAUUCUGAUUCUUAACUAUGGUUGCUCCCUGGGGUCAGCCCAUAACCCUUUGCUUUUCUCUCUUCAUAUGAUUUCCCUCAGUGAACUUGUGAAAUUUUAAUGAUAAAUUAUAAAUACCACUAGCCAGUAUAAUAAUUCAGCUUCUUUUCUAAAAUCAUCUGAGUGUCUGAAAAUUGUCCUCUGCUACAGAAUUCCCCUUUUUGGUCAAAUACUUCGUGGUCACUGAGGCUCAAAAUCUUGGAGCCAUAUCAACAAGCAGUGCUGAUUUUUCUUUCUUGAUGAGGCCAUUAUUUCUCUUUCCCUACCUUUUUCUUUUCACACUUGCUUUCUCAAGUCAUCCUUCUGAUUUGUAUUUGAGAUAAACACUAAUUUGAGCCUGUCACUCCUCUGCUCAUACUCCUUCAAUAAUUUGCCAUUCAUUACAGGACAAAAUCCAAACUCCUUCACAUUCAAGGUCUCCCAAAUUCUGGCCUUGUACAAUUCCCCAGUGUGAAUAUUCUGUUCCAGCCUUUUGUCUCCUUCCAAGCCAUGCUCAGGCUAUUUCCCUCACCUGGAAUCCCCUCUCCACUCAUUAAAGUCUCAUUUAUGCUUACCAGAUAAAAAGGUCUGGUCCAGUGCACUGUGACACCUUAACCCCACAACCAGCAGCACAUGUAAUCCUUAGGCAUCUAUCCCUUCGGGAUUUUUUAAAAUUACUUUUCUAUUGUUAGGUCGUUAAGCUUCCGAAAUGUAUACUUUUUGAAUCCCUAAUGUGAUUGUCAAUUCCUACAGCAAAGGAGCUGUGUUAAGGUAUACAGUAUUUCUUUGUAUUAAUCACACAGCUCAUACAGUGUUACUUAUUCUAGGCACUCCCAAGUAAUUGCUUUUUAAUAAUUCAGAAAGCAGUAAGGUUAGAUUCAGGACGUAUACUGAGAAUGAGAUUAGAUUUCCCUUCAAUCUGGCAGGAUGGGAGCUUGGAGAUUUUGUUUGAUUUAGCAAAAUAAUGUGAUAUUUCUCACUCCCAGAGUUGUGAAAGAAAAUUCAAAACUUAUACCAGUAUGAAAUAAAGGCAGUUUGAGGAUAAUAAUGGAUAUAAAUUUACAGGUUUCAAAUCUACAUGUGCAUUUUCAUACAUGAGAAAAUAUAAAAACAGAAUUAGGGAAAUAUACUUGGGUGAAAUACAACAAAGUUAGAUUAAUGAAGUAAGUAGAACUGGCCUCAUUUUCAACUCUUUCACAUGCAACAUUAUAAAUGUUUUCAUUGAAAUUUUGAAAAAUCUGGUAUCAGAACUUAAAAUAAUCACAAGUUUAUUUGCAUAUAACAUUGUGAAAAAUCUAGAUUUGUAAGAAAGAUAAAUUAAGGCACAAUUACUUUUGCAGCAAAUGGAUUCUUUACCUGCAGAAUCACCAUAACAUUACUUUUAACAUGACAAGCCUUCUCUACUUGAUAGACUUCUCUUUUUCCUUGAUGUAGAUUUACCAACACCAGCUUCAAAUGCAACUAUUUAUUUAAUGAAGUGAGUUAUGCCCCUGCAAUACCUGGGAUAUUUUCUUUUUCAAACAAUCAUUCUUUCUCUUUGAAGUGAGUAAUUUUCAACAGUAUUUGCUUUUUUUCUUGAAUAGACAAAGACCAUUCUGCCAAUUUCUGUGUCUUUG